AGCUUCGCUCGGCACACGGGGAAACGUUCCGCCUUGUAUACUGCUGCUGCUGGCUGCUGGCUGCUGCUACUAGCUGCUGCUGCUGCUGCUGCUGCUGCUGCCGCUGCUGCCUGCCGACUGUCGACUGUCGACUGCUACUCUCAGUCUGCCGGGCGGCCUCGUGCGCGCUUGGUUUCCAUCUGACGAAUCUGCGCGCCACGAAACUACCCGCGCUCGUUCUCGAGACCCGGAACGGUCGAGCGGACCCGCGAUUACGAGCGAGGAUAUAAAAGAGAGUAAAAAAAAAAAAAAAAAAAAAAAGAAGCGAGGGAAACGAGCGAAACGACCUCGCAGCCGUCUCUUCGUUGUCUUCGUCCUCGUCGUCAUCGUCUUCUUCCUCUUCUACUUCUUCUUCUUCGGCCGUAGAUAAGAUCGUCCGUCGUCACUCGUUGGCGGACGAUCGACGGGGACGAUCGUGGUGAGUGAGGCAGGUCGUGAGGCGGGCCGGCUCGUGCUCGAGCCGAUCGUUCGCGAGCAAGAGGCCGGAAAGAUACGCGUUUCGCGCCUCUUAUCGUGUCCACGUGUCGCCGCGGACGUUUCGAGAUUAACCUUACCAACCGGUCACGAGGACUCUAAGAAGGAGUAAGAAAGAGAGGAAAAGGAGAGGAGAAGGAAGAAGAACGUAGGAGGAGAUGGUACACGCUGGAUGGUGCGUCGUUGUGACAUGUGUCAGACGAUCGAAAUGAGACGACUCGUAAUUCGGAAGCGGAAGACGCGUGCCCCUUGAAGGAAGAAAAAAGGAAAGAUAUAUAUAUAUAUGUAUAUACGUAUACAUGUAUAUACAUGUAUAUAUAUAUAUAUACACACGCAUACAUGUAUACGUACGGAGCUCGAGAAAGUACGCGAUUGGUGGUGCACACACGGUGACAGGACAGAAUAUUGUUGGGUGCUGCUCUAGGCUGGGGACCGUUUGCCGGAACGAAACGGAACGGAAACACGUCGCCUCUUCUACAGGUGUUUCGAAUCGAUUCCUCGGCUUCCACCGAACGCCCUUUUCCCCUCUCGGCCUCUCUCGGCGGCGUGCUUCACCUCGUGGAUGGUGUGACUGUUCAGUGAGUUUCCUUGGCCGGACACGUGAUCCGCAACACGGGCCCUGUUCGCUCCUCGUCGCCGCGUGUAGUUUCUCUCGCGUUCACCGCCCGUGAAGUUUCACCGGAGAAGGAAUUAAUCGCGUAUUACUCGAUAUUCGAUCGGGAUUUAUUCAUAAUAAUAAUAACUUGGAUAAUAAUAAAAUCGUCACCGAAAAACAAACUCGACGCAGUGGUCGCCCAUUUCCUCUCAUCGAAUCGUUGCUUCGAAUCAAUCGAGCGAGGGAAGGAAAUAUUUCGGAAAUAUACUCGUGUGUCGUCCUUGUGAAACUUUCUCGCGGGAAUGCGAGCCACAUUAAUCGCGUGGCAAUCGGGUGUGCGCCUCGUAGCCGCGUGACACCGAUUCCUCGGUGUUCGGAUUUUUCGGCCCUUCAUCGCGGCCAGAUGGGACGAUAAGACGCGGGAUAAGAUAAGAGAAACGGCACCGAGGAGGAAAUACUCUCUUCUUUUCUUUUCUUUUUUUUCCCUUCGAACUGUAACGCGUAUAAUCCAUCCAAUUGUUGGUGCACAGUAUCGUUAAUAUAUAUAUAUAUAUAUAUAUAUACAUAUACUUAGAGAGUGAAUAGAAGUGGAGAGGAAAGGGGGGGCGGAUCGUGGUUGGUAAAGGAUCGAACGUUUCGGUGUGUUAAAUGACGAGGUGGUCCAAGAGGUGGAGGUGGUGGCGGCCCGGUAAUACGUGGUAAAAUACGUUGGGGGCGAGAGAGAAGUUUCGGGGAAGACAGGGAAACAGGGUCGGCAGCGCACGGGGAAGAAGCGACAGCGGCGUGGCAGAUGAGAUGUGAAGCACGAGGACUGCGCGGCGUGGAGCUGGCGGGAGCGAAGGCGGAAGUUGAGAAGCCGAAGCUGCCGAAGGCGGUCGCAGGGGCGGCGGCAGCUCGAGGGGGCACCUGGCGGGGGCCGCCUGAGAUGACGACCCUGCGACGGGGUAUCGUGGCACCCCGGUACAACACUUACGUUCUGGUUUCGUUGAUCGGACUGUUGCUUCAGACCCAGUCUGCGACGGGCGGUAUAUGCUGGUCUUCCAUUAGCAACGGUCGUUGCAAGGAAUUAUUGUCACAAGGAGUGACAAAGGAAGAUUGUUGCGCGUCGAACGCUGCAGCAGCGACCGCGUACUCGGACGAAGAUCUCGAUAGCGGAAGUCUCUUUUUUUGGAGGGUGCUUGGUGGAGGUGUGCAGUGUCGUCCUUGCAGAGAAAGCUGCACGGAAGUAAGGUGUGAGGAGGGAAAGAAGUGCGUGGUGCGUAGGGGAAGACCGAGGUGCGUGUGCAGCCCUGAGUGCAAGGCACCAAGAGGUGGUGGUCCAGUCUGCGGGACGGACGGCAAAAGCUACAAAAAUUUGUGCAGACUGAAGAAACGCGCUUGCAAGAAAGGAAGCCACGAACUAGCGGUUGCCUAUAACGGCCACUGCCAAAGUUCGUGCGCACGGGUCCGGUGCGGCCAAGGCCGGAGCUGCCUGCUGGACCAGAACCUGAGCCCGCACUGCGUGAGGUGCGCCCGCAGGUGCCCCCAGCCGCCCCCGCAACAACGAGCCGCCGCACGCCCCGUUUGCGGGGCCGACGGAAACACAUACAAGAGUGCCUGCCACCUGCGACUUGCCGCCUGCCGCGCAGGUCGCGCCAUUCCCGUCGCCUAUAAGGGCCACUGCAAACAGAACGCAGACUGUACCACGAUUCGUUGUCGCGAGGGGCAGACGUGUCUGUCGGAGAUGAAGUCGGGCCGGCCACGUUGCGUGACCUGCACCUAUCGUUGUCCCCGGAAGCGGGAGCGCGUCCGGAACCGGACACACCGUGAUCGAGACCCAUCGGCGACCAUGUUGUGCGCCACCAACAAUAUCACCUAUCCAAGCUGGUGUCACAUCGUCAAGGACGCCUGCGUUACCGGCUUCGUCCUCGAGACGCGACACGCCGGCCCCUGCAACGCCUACGACACCUCUCCUCUCUAUAUCGAGGAGGACAACACCUCGAGCAACUAUGGCGUCGAUCUGGCGGACGAGGACGCGAGAUUCGAGGACACGGAAUCCCUAUCGUACAACGGCCAGACCCAUCGCUCUUUGGCGUUGUCUAACAUGAUGUAUUUAAGACUUAUCGUUACUUUUUGUAUUUUUCAUUUAAGUUAUACUUGGGAGAUAUCAGAAAAUUUUGCUAAGACAGGGCAUUCAAAUAAUUGGGCAGUUUUGGUCGAUACUUCACGAUUUUGGUUUAAUUAUCGUCAUGUAGCAAAUGUGUUGUCCAUUUAUAGAAGUGUUAAACGCUUAGGUAUACCAGAUUCACAAAUUAUUCUAAUGAUAGCAGAUGACAUGGCAUGCAAUCCGAGAAAUCCCAGGCCAGCUACAGUUUUCAAUAAUAUCAGACAACAUAUUAAUGUUUAUGGAGAUGAUGUAGAAGUAGAUUAUAGAGGAUAUGAAGUUACUGUAGAAAAUUUUGUGAGAUUAUUAACUGGGCGAUUAGCACCAGAGACACCAAGAUCCAAAAAACUAUUAACGGAUGAAGGAUCUAAUAUUUUAAUUUAUCUUACUGGUCAUGGUGGGAAUGGAUUCUUAAAAUUCCAAGAUUCUGAAGAAAUUACUAGUAAAGAACUCGCAGAUGCAUUAGAACAAAUGUGGCAGAAAAGAAGAUAUCAUGAAAUAUUAUUUAUUGUUGAUACUUGUCAAGCAAGUUCAAUGUAUGAGAAAUUUUAUUCUCCAAACAUUCUUGCAGUUGCAUCUAGCCUAGUAGGCGAAGAUUCACUUUCUCAUCAUUUGGAUCCUGCCAUUGGCGUUUACAUUAUAGAUAGAUAUACAUAUUAUGCAUUGGACUUUUUAGAAAAAGUAGAACCAUCUAGUUCCAAAACAUUAGGAGAAUUUCUCAAAGUAUGUCCUAAGCAUUAUUGCUUAUCAACAGUAGGAGUAAGAAAAGAUUUAUUUAGAAGGGAUCCUAAUAAAGUACCGGUCACAGAUUUUUUUGGAUCAUUGAGGCCUGUAGAGUUAACUACGAAUAUAAUGACUGUUUUGCCCGUGAAAGUAAAUAAAACAAAAACAAUCGAACCGGAAAGGAAAUAUUCUUAUGUUCCACAAUUUCCAGAUGUAUCAAAGUUUACGUGGCAGAUGCGUUUCUGUGGUAUCUACUUGAUAGUUAUUUUUACUCUCUGCACACCGUCCUCGUCGUUCAAGCUAAAACCGAAUUAUAUCGAAGUGUACGACAUUGACGACAAUACCUUAAAGCAAUUACCUCCUCAAGAUCCUGCAUUUCAUUCUUUUCCAACGAUACCUACUGUUCCACUUAUCCCUACAUGUAUGGAAAAAGGAUAUUUCAGGGAUCCUUUCAACUGCAAAAAAUUUUACUAUUGUCGAUACGUGAACGCUGUUCCAAAAGGUUUUUACUGUCAAAAUGAUUUGAUAUUUAACACGAUUACCGAUCAGUGUGAUAAACCUAGCUUUGUAGAUUGUUGAUUAAUAUUGUAUUCGUUAGAAAAAUUUGUAGUACAAAUAUUUUUGACUGUAUGAUUUUAUUUAUUAAUUCUCAUGUAUGUAUUAUUUAAGAA
Messenger RNA from Apis mellifera (honey bee), 4645 nucleotides. RefSeq lists its product as uncharacterized. Lineage: Eukaryota; Metazoa; Arthropoda; Insecta; Hymenoptera; Apidae. Bases 1899 to 4553 code for a protein of 884 amino acids. Gene Ontology annotation, biological process: protein localization to cell surface; proteolysis; attachment of GPI anchor to protein. The transcript is spliced from 11 exons. Gene Ontology annotation, cellular component: GPI-anchor transamidase complex; extracellular region. The record is from RefSeq and is a predicted model, not a curated record. Gene Ontology annotation, molecular function: chitin binding; protein binding; GPI-anchor transamidase activity.